GCGCAACUGCCCUCAAAAAAUUUUCGGAGAGCAAUGGCGGCGGUGUGAAUUGAUUUCAGUUUUGUUUCAAGCAAGUAUGGCCAGGCUGGGUUUCAUAACAGCCUCGUUUUUUAUAGUAGCAGAUGCUUUAGUGACUGUAGCCUUGCUGAAACCUGAAUGGAUCGUAUCCAAAUUUGCUGGAUCUACCAGCUUUGGUUUGACAAAAACAUGCAUCACUUUUAAAGGGCAAAAGGAAAUUUGUACAGCUCCUCAUUUACCAAGUGAAUGGGGAGCAACAUUGGUGUUUCUUGUUAUUGGCACUAUACUUAUAAUGGCUUCAGGUAUUUUGAUCAUUUGUUCACAUUGGAAAGAAAGUUUUCUUAAAGGAGCAAGAUGGAUGUCAUUUGUUGGAGUGAUCCUAUUCUGCUUGUCAGCUGUUAUAUUCCCAUUUGGUUUUGAUAUUCCUGAAAUUGGCGGAGAAGCGUACAAGUUACCACCAAAUACAGAAGUUGGAAUGUCAUAUUACUUGUUCUUCGCUUCACUGUUUUUUGCUGUUAUGGGCUGUGGACUCUCAAAUUUGUAUGUUCUGCAAAUAAAUUUUCAAUAAUUUUUUGUUUUGAGAAAAGUAAAGAGACAAAUUGUAUAAAUUAAGAAAGGUCUCUGAAGUGUAGUAAAUAUUGAAAAUGAUUGUGUUCCUAAGAUGUUGUACAUAAUAAACUGGGACUGAUCAGUAAUUUCUGUUUUUGCUAGAAAUAAUUACUGUUCUUUCAGAAUUUCCAUUUGAUCAGUUUGCUGAUCAAAUUGGAAUGCUGAAUCCAGUACUAGUUAUCCUAGGUAAGUAAAUUAUCAACUGAAUUUAAAUUCAUUGUAGACGACAAGUCACAGUCAUGUUGUCCCAUUAUAGGUAGAGUAUUUUCCCCAAUAUGGAAGCUUUCUGUUGUUCUCCAAA
Rhopilema esculentum is the source of this 928-nucleotide messenger RNA. RefSeq lists its product as uncharacterized. The record is from RefSeq and is a predicted model, not a curated record. Gene Ontology annotation, biological process: negative regulation of smoothened signaling pathway. Gene Ontology annotation, cellular component: ciliary membrane; Golgi apparatus. NCBI's taxonomy places the organism in Eukaryota, Metazoa, Cnidaria, Scyphozoa, Rhizostomeae, Rhizostomatidae.